Messenger RNA from Carlito syrichta (Philippine tarsier), 475 nucleotides. It is a transcript of the gene CD99, whose product is annotated as CD99 molecule (Xg blood group). Gene Ontology annotation, biological process: T cell extravasation; homotypic cell-cell adhesion; positive regulation of neutrophil extravasation. The record is from RefSeq and is a predicted model, not a curated record. The annotation marks the transcript as partial. The transcript has 8 exons. Lineage: Eukaryota; Metazoa; Chordata; Mammalia; Primates; Tarsiidae.
ACUUCGACUUGGAACACGCCUUGGACAGCGCCGAGGAGCCGAAGCCCACCGUGCCCGCCCCUAGGAAGCCUGGCGCCGGCGACGACUUCAACCUCGAAGACGCCGUGGCCGGUGGCUUUUCGGACGCGGAUCUUCUGGACGGGACGUCAGGCGGGGAAGGCGGAGGCGGCGGCGGCGGCGGCGGCGGCAGUCCCAGGAAGGACGGCAAGGAGGGCGAGCAGGAGGACGCCCCCGGCGUGAUUCCUGGGAUCGUGGGGGCCAUCGUGGUGGCCGUGGCCGGCGCCGUUUCUAGCUUCAUUGCCUACCAGAAGAAGAAGCUUUGCUUCAAGGAGAACGCCGAACAAGGCGAGGUCAGCAUGGAGGAUCACCGGACCGUCCAGGCCGAGCCGGCCGUUCAGCGCACGCUGCUGCAGAAAUAGAAGACGGCGUGGAAACGGAACCCGGCCGGGGGGGGGGGCUCUGUCCCCACGGACCC